UCUUCUUCUUCUUCUUCUUCUUCAACUUCUCCUUCUUCUUCUUCUUCAACUUCUCCUUCUCUACUCCCCAUGUCUGUGCUUCCUAACGACCUGGAAAAAAAACCAGGAACUGCCCUCUAUACAGAUGAAUCUAUUCAUGACGGACACACGUCCGUCUCGGACGCUUUGCCGCUAGGCGAAGACGGUAAAGUCGAAGGAACUAGACUGAAAAAAGAACUGGAAGCCCGCCACGUUUCCAUGAUCGCCAUUGGCGGGUCCCUCGGAACCGGUCUGCUCAUCGGAACCGGUGGUUCCCUCGCAAGUGCAGGCCCCGUCUCUAUCCUCAUCUCUUACUCGUUCAUCGGGCUUCUGGUAUACACUGUGAUGAGCUGUCUUGGCGAGAUGGCCGCUUUCAUCCCUCUGGACGGGUUCACCUCCUACGCCUCGCGCUACUGCGACCCAGCGCUCGGUUUCGCAGUCGGGUACUCGUACUUGUUCAAGUACUUCAUCGUAACGCCCAACCAGCUCACCGCAGGCGCCAUGGUAAUGCAAUACUAGGUCAGCAGAGACAAAGUCAACCCGGGAGUUUGGAUCACCAUUUUCCUAAUACUUAUCGUUUUCAUCAACACCGUGGGCGUUCGAUUUUUCGGAGAAUUCGAAUUCUGGCUCUCGUCCGUAAAAGUCCUGGUCAUGCUGGGACUCAUCAUCCUGCUUUUCGUCAUCAUGCUUGGCGGCGCGCCAUCCCACGACCGCACGGGUUUCAGAUACUGGAAAGAUCCAGGAGCUUUCAAACCCUACACUGGAAUCCCCGGUUCCAAAGGUAAAUUCGUUUCUUUCGCUUCGGUUUUCGCCCUCGCAUUGUUUGCAUACACCGGUACCGAACUGUGCGGUAUUGUUGCCGCAGAAGCCAGAAACCCCAGAAAAAGUGUCCCUCGCGCCAUCAAACUCACCCUCUAACGUAUCGUGGUUUUCUACGUCAUCACCAUUUUCCUAUUGGGAAUGGUCGUGGCCUACAACGAUCCGCUUUUGCUAAAGGCCAAGAAAAUGAGCACCUCCGCGGCGGCCUCUCCAUUUGUCGUCGCCAUCGUCAACGCCCAGAUCCCCGUUUUGCCCCACAUCUUCAACGCAUGCGUUUUGGUCUUUGUCUUUAGCGCCUGUAACUCCGAUCUCUACGUCGCUUCCAGAACCCUUUACGGUCUGGCCAUCGACCACAAGGCUCCCAAAAUCUUCGCCAAGACCAACAGAUGGGGGGUUCCAUACUACUCCCUUGCGCUCUCGGUCUUGUUCUGCUUGCUGGCAUACAUGAACGUGUCGUCGUCGUCGGGACAGGUUUUCAACUAUUUCGUCAACGUUGUGUCCAUCUUUGGUUUGUUGAGUUGGAUCGCCAUUUUGAUCACAUACAUCCGGUUCGACAAAGCCAUGCGUGCUCAAUUCGGCGACAAAUCCAGUCUUUCCUACACCGCCGCCAUGCAGCCUUGGUCCGCGUACGUGUGCUUGGGUUUCUGCAUCUUAAUCGGUUUGAUUAAGAACUACACCGUGUUCCUAGGUCAUAAAUUCGAUUACAAGACUUUUAUUUCCGGUUACAUUGGUAUCCCAGUAUUCUUGAUCUGCUACGUUGGCUACAAAGUCAUCAUGCGCACCAAACUGAUCGCUCCAGAAGACGUUGAUCUCUACACUUUCAAGGCAGCCAUUGAUGCUGAAGAGGAAGAGGGUAAGAUUUACGAUGCUGAGCUAAAGGAGAAACUGCAAAAUGAGAAAUGGAGUCUCAACUGGUUUUACGACAGAUUCUUGGGAUGGAUAUUC
Messenger RNA from Lachancea sp. 'fantastica', 1782 nucleotides. NCBI's taxonomy places the organism in Eukaryota, Fungi, Ascomycota, Saccharomycetes, Saccharomycetales, Saccharomycetaceae. The record is from the annotation of a GenBank genome assembly.